Musa acuminata AAA Group (dessert banana) is the source of this 1155-nucleotide messenger RNA. RefSeq names its product homeobox-leucine zipper protein HOX3-like. Gene Ontology annotation, biological process: regulation of DNA-templated transcription. Gene Ontology annotation, molecular function: DNA-binding transcription factor activity, RNA polymerase II-specific; sequence-specific DNA binding. The transcript has 4 exons. The record is from RefSeq and is a predicted model, not a curated record. Lineage: Eukaryota; Viridiplantae; Streptophyta; Magnoliopsida; Zingiberales; Musaceae. Bases 1 to 729 code for a protein of 242 amino acids.
AUGGGGAGUCUCGGGAGGAGCCCAUCCGGGCUGGACCUCACCAUUGGUGUUCCUGGUUCGAGCUCUUCUUCUUCUUCUUCUUCCCCAGUUUGGUCUGGUAGGCUCUCCUUCUCGGGUGGUGGUGGUGGCAGCAUGAGGGACUUGGACAUAAACCAGCCAGCUUAUGGCGGAGAGGAGGAUUACCCCAUGGGAAGCGUCGACGAAGAGGAAGAGGAGGGCGGGACUCCCAGGCCCAAGAAGCUCCGGCUCUCCAAGGAGCAGUCUAGGCUACUGGAAGAGAGCUUUACGCAGCAUCACACCUUGAACCCUGUGAGUCAUCCUCCAAAACCCUCCUCCAACUCUCUGCAGGUCAAAAAGCAGAAGGAAGCGUUGGCGAUGAAGCUGGAACUGAGGCCGCGCCAAGUGGAGGUGUGGUUUCAGAACCGCAGGGCCAGGACGAAGCUGAAGCACACGGAGAUGGAGUGCGAGUUCCUGAAGCGGUGCUUCGGGUCGUUGACGCAGGAGAACCGCCGGCUGCAGCGGGAGGUGGAGGAGCUGCGGGCGCUGCGGGUGGCCCCGCCCACCGUGCUCUCCCCCCACACCCGCCAGCCGCUGCCGGCCUCGUCCUUGACCAUGUGCCCCCGGUGCGAGCGGGUGACCGCGGCGCCGCACCUCGCGCCGUCGUCGGCAGGGCGCCACCCAUUCCACCGUCCCGCCACCCUGCCUUUCGCCGGAAUCGCGGAUGGCUGACCGAGAUCGUGUGGGAUAAGCUUUGUACAAGAGAGACGCACAGGUGUUUUUCCCUCUCAACACCUCUUCGUUGCUCUGUUUGUUAUGUCUAAGGUUCAUGGAACAUCAAAGACUUCCUGCAAAUGUGUUCUACUAGUCACUCUCUUCAUCUCCAUUUCAAAGUGCUAUCCCGGAAGCCAUUAUGCAAGAAUGAGUUGGCUGCUACAAGAACACAUCCUGGAAUGCAGCCUUUUCAGUGACAAGAUGGGAGUAAUAUUGGUUGGAGCAGCUUGUGGUACAUAUGGUCCUUGCGAUCACCCUUGCCAUCAGCUUCUGUGGAAAUCGUAUCAUUGUGGCACUUAAACGGACCUCAUUCACAACCAACUCUUCUUUGGCUUUGAGAAUCAUCCAUCACCCAACUAAAUUCUCUGUUGCUUUGUGUGUGUA